Messenger RNA from Vicia faba (fava bean), 714 nucleotides. The record is from the annotation of a GenBank genome assembly. Lineage: Eukaryota; Viridiplantae; Streptophyta; Magnoliopsida; Fabales; Fabaceae.
AUGGCUUCUGCUCCCUCUCAUCGCACCGAGCUCGCCAAGCUCUGUAGCUCCAAGGACUGGUCCAAGGCAAUUCGAAUCCUCGAUUCACUCGUUUCUCAGUCUGCUGCUGUUCAAGACAUCUGUAACCGAGCCUUCUGUUAUAGCCAAUUGGAACUGCAUAAGCAUGUGAUUAAGGAUUGCGAUAGAGCGAUUCAGCUUAACUCCUUGCAUCUUCAAGCUUACAUUCUGAAAGGUCAUGCGCUUUUUGCUUUGGGAAGGAAAGCAGAUGCUUUAAUGGUAUGGGAGCAAGGCUUUGAACUUGCUCAGCAUCAAUCUGCAGAUUUGAAGAAGUUGUUAGAACUUGAAGAGCUUUUGGUGAAAGAAAAACAAGUAUUUACUAAUAGCGGUGAAUCAAGUGACUCAAACGAUGCUCCUGAAAUUCUUAAAAAGCCCAGUUUUAAGUUUACUUUCCCCAGUGAAAAAAGUAGCGAAGCAAGGAAAAAUAAAAAGUUCUCUGUUGCUCGGAUUUCAAAGACAAAGUCUAUAAGUGUAGAUUUUCGGCUUUCACGGGGAAUAGCAGAGGUUAACGAAGGGAAAUAUGCUCAUGCUAUAUCCAUUUUUGACCAGGUACAGUGUUGUCUUCCACAAAAAGGAGCAAUGGGAGAGAUUCAUCAAAUGAUUUUGAAAAAGAUACGAAUUAUGCGUUUGAUCGAGUUGAAGAAUUUGUCAAUGUAA